Molecule: messenger RNA, 143 nt
Organism: Racocetra fulgida
Lineage: Eukaryota; Fungi; Glomeromycota; Glomeromycetes; Diversisporales; Gigasporaceae
Source: the annotation of a GenBank genome assembly
AUGGAUGUCGAAUUAUCAGAUUUUGAUACAGGUGAUAAUAAUCUAGUAAUAGAGGAAUUUUUUGAUAUUCAAACCUUUGAAGAACAAACUGCAAUUGAAAAAAGAUCAGAUCCUCAAGAAAAUACCAAUAUCAAUAAAGAUUG